Molecule: messenger RNA, 5677 nt
Organism: Corythoichthys intestinalis (scribbled pipefish)
Lineage: Eukaryota; Metazoa; Chordata; Actinopteri; Syngnathiformes; Syngnathidae
Exons: 5
Coding region: 299-2095 (598 amino acids)
Cellular component (GO): cytoplasm
Molecular function (GO): glycosyltransferase activity
Source: RefSeq, a predicted model, not a curated record
CAAAGCAUGCACCUUGCACCAGGCUACAGGAUCUAAAGAAUUAGUGAAACUCUUUCAUAGUGCAGGACACACAAUAAGCUACCACAGCCUCUUAAAAGUUGAUACUGCUACCACAGCCUCUUAAGUAGGUGAUGUAUUAGUAACAAAAUGCAAACGAUCAACUUUCACGGCCUUCCCCAGCUUGUUGUGGCUUGAGGACAGGUCGCUUAAUUGUAGGCACCUGGGCUUGGAAGCCUUCAGUUCCCCGCUAAUUAUUCUUUCUGCUCUUCACUUCAGGAUCACCUGUCCAUCACUCAAGAUGAAAAAAUGCAACGGCUUUGAUAAGAAAUUGUGCUUCUGUGCCUUGGUCACCUUGGUCAGCUUCAUCUACUGGAUCAGCACAAUGAGUACUGCUGUGUCUCACCAACCCGCGUUCAAGAUGGCCCAUGUGGUCAGGGAUGACCCCACAGUGAUGCUGUCCAAGUCAGUAAAGGUGUCCCCUGGUGUCUCAAACAGUCCGCUGGUGCCUCAAACAGUCAAGGUUCCCUCUGCAGUCACAGUGCCCAACACAAUGAAGGUGCACCACACAGAGACAGUACCCCCUGCAGUCAAGAUUCCCCCUGGACUCAAGGUACCCCCUGAGAACAAGGUGCCCCACAAGGUCACAGUGCCCCCUGCAGUCAAAGUUACUUCUGGGGUAAAGGUGCCCCCUGCAGUCCCAGCACUAAAUACAGUCAAGGUGCCCCUCACAGACAAGGUUCUCCCUGUGGUCAAUGUGCUCCCUGAGGCUAAGGUCCCCCCAGCAGCCAUGGUGCCCCCUGUGGCAAAGGUUCCCCCUGGGGUCAAGGUGCCCCCUGUGGCAAAGGUUCCCCCUGGGGUCAAGUUGCCACCCACGAUUAAGGUUCCACCUGCCACAUGCCCCGUCCGGGUGAGCUAUGAGUCCAUCACGCGUCUGACUGGCACCGAGCACUUGCUGGUGUCGGCCUAUGUGGACGGGAGGUACCCUGGCAAGGACGUGCGCGUCAUCGCCAUCUGCAAGAGGUAUCCCUUGCCGCAGCUGCACUGCGUCUUCUGUUGCCAGGAUUCAUUGACUCAAGUGAGCCCGGCGAAGGUGGCGCCGCAUCCCCACCUCUGGGGCUACAAGUACGUCAGCACCUACGUCACGUGUCAGAUCCCGGCGGGUUGCCGAGACUCGCAUGUAACCCUGGUGCCGUCUGAACGCCGUGCCCAUACGGAGAACCUGACGUGGUUGCCCGUCAGGAACCGGAAGGAGGGGGCAAAGGUGGAGAGAAAACUAGAGUUCAACUUGACGGUAUGCAUCUCCGUCAUGUACCAACCAUUCAACGAUGUCCUCCGGACGGCGCAGGUCCUUGAGAUGUACAGAUUGCUGGGCGUGGACAAGGUGAUGAUCUACCACACCAGUAGCGGCCCGGAAAUGACCCGCUUAUUGCGCAGCUAUGGUCAGGAUGGUUUGGUGGAGAUCAUCCCUUGGCCUAUCGACAAGUUCCUCUACGUGGCUCCCGGUUGGCUUCCCUCAACGAGCCACGCCGACGUGCACUACUUCGGGCAAUUGGUCACGCUGAACGACUGCAUUUACCGAUCCAUGUAUCGCUCGCGCUACGUCCUCCUGAACGACGUGGACGAGAUCAUCAUGCCGUACCGCCACAACGACUUGGUGUCCAUGAUGAACGAGCUCCAACAGCAGCAUCCCGAUGUGAGCGAAUUCCAAAUCGACAGCCAGGUUUUUACCCGGCCGGAGAACGCUACAGAGAUUUUUGGAACAUCUAGAUGGGAAAACGUGCCGGGACUUGACAUCAUGCAACGCAUCCACCGCGCUCGUUAUUAUCGACAACACAAGAUGAUUGUUCAGCCAAGAUUGACGGAAGAGACAUCGGUGCACAUGGUGACGAAGCGAUCUGGGAAAUUCUACAUGGUCCCGGAGGAGGUGUGUCGCGUGGCUCACGUCCGCGACAUUUCGUCCGAAAUGCGCAAGCAGAAGGAACCCAUUCUGGAUAAGAGGCUGUUGGAUUUCCAGCAAAAACUCAUUCCCGCAGUCGAUCGCGCAUUGAAGUGCGGUUAUUAUUCGCAGUGCGAACAAGACCACAAAAAACCCUGAGUCUCACUUUUUGACAGCCGGUCACGGAAAACCCCGACAAUGGACAUCGACACCCCUCGGUUUGGACGUCUUUUGGGUUAAAAGGUUAAGAUUAAUAGGGUGUUUUGAGGAGCCUAAAAGGGAAACUAUGUUAAUGAAUGUAAAAUACAAGUGAUUAUUUUCUAUUAAAAGGCUCAGAAGGGAGGAUUUGGACAUUUUCUAUUUAAAUCCAUUUGAACCGAGAGGGUUGGCACUGAGCGAGAAGGUUUGUAAUUGACGUAAUCAGUAAUCAUGACCUUCUCGGUAAUGAUUGGGGAAUUUUCCUCCUCGCAAACUUCUCUGUCUUGUGGGGUGCCACAAGGCUCUAUUUUAGGGCCUGUUCUGUUUGCACUUUAUCUCCUACCUUUAGGAUCAAUUAUAAUAACACAUAAUAUCUCUUUUAAUUUUUAUGCUGAUGAGCUGCAGCUCUGAGACCCAACGAAGAAACUGCUCGCGCUAAAUUGAUGGAGUGCAUAUCCGAUGUGAAGCAGUGGCUAGCACAAAAUAUCUUAAUAAGAGCAAAACUGAAUAUAUUACUUCUGGCACACCUUUUAUGAUGAAUGCCCUUGAGCCCAACUCUGGCCACAGACUUACAUACAGACUUACAUAAUUGUAUUGACGGGUCACAUCCAUCAGCCACUGAGCAAAGCCUUCAAGUAGGAGGCUGUCCAACAGUCCGCUUCAGUUAUUCGCGGUCGGUCGCAGUUAGUCAACACAUGCAGGGAUCCAACGCCGGAUUUAGGUUGAAAAAGUACAAAAGCUGUACCGCAUACAAACAGGAAGGAUUGUUUCAGGAGUCAUUUGUUCGAGGAUUCAACGUUAUUAUUAUAUUUUUCGUACCAUGCAUGCAUUUUGAAAUGUUGUGAAAAAAAAUCAAUGGCAGAAAUUAGCCGCUACAGCAUUGGCAUUAUACUUUGCAAAAUUUACGUAAAAUAACAGCUAAAUGCAUGGUUUUUUGCUUUUAACCAAGAAUCGAGACUGUUUUACAUCCAUAUCUAUAAAGAAUUCAGGAAUUUAAGCAUUUAUUCACAAGAAUUUUCAACGGAAAAAGCUCUUUGUUUACACAUGGCGGCCGCUAACUUCCUUACUGGCUAGCCUCAUUGUACGCAAUAUUUACGUAAAAUAAAUGCUACCUGCACGCUUUUUUGCUUUUAACCAAGAAUCAAGACUGUUUUACGUCCAUAUCUAUAAAGAAUUUAGGGAUUUAAGCAUUUAUUCUCAAGAAGUUUUAACGGAAAAAGCUCUUUAUUUACAUAUGGCGGCCACUAAUUUCCUUACUGACUAGCCUCAUAGUUCGCAAUAUUUAAGUAAAACAAAUGUUACCUGCACGUUUUUUUGCCAAAUGCUACCUGCACGCUUUUUUGCUUUUAACCAAGAAUCAAGACUGUUUUACGUCCAUAUCUAUAAAGAAUUUAGGGAUUUAAGCAUUUAUUCACAAGAAUUUUUAACGGAAAAAGCUAUUUGUUUACAUAUGGCGGCCGCUAAUUUCCUUACUGACUAGCCUCAUAGUUCGCAAUAUUUAAGUAAAACAAAUGCUACAUGCACAGUUUAUUUGCUUUUAACCAAGAAUCAAGACUGUUUUACAUCCAUAUCUAUAAAGAAUUCAGGGAUUUAAGCAUUUAUUCACAAGAAUUUUUAACGGAAAAAGCUCUUUGUUUACAUAUGGCGGCCGCUAACUUCCUUACUACUACCCUCAUAGUUCGCAAUAUUUAAGUAAAAUAAAUGCUACCUGCACUUUUUGUUUUUUUUUUUUGCUUUUAACCAAGAAUCGAGACUGUUUUAUGUCCAUAUCUAUAAUUUAUGUAUUUAAGCCUUUAUUCACAGGAAUUUUCAAAGGAAAAAAGCUCUUUGUUUACAUAUGACGGACACUAAUUUCCUUAUUGACAAGCCUCAUAGUUCGCAAUAUUUACGUAAAACAAAUGCUACUUGCACGCUUUUUUGCUUUUAACCAAGAAUCAAGACUGUUUUACAUCCAUAUCUAUAAAGAAUUCAAGGAUUUAAGCAUUUAUUCACAAUUUUCAACGGAAAAAGUUCUUUGUUUACAUAUGGCGGCCGCUAACUUCCUUACUGACUAGCCUUAUAGUUCGCAAUAUUUAAGUAAAAUAAAUGCUACCUGCACGUUUUUUUUUGUUUGUUUUUUUCUUUUAACCAAGAAUCGAGACUGUUUUACGUCCAUAUCUAUAAAGAAUUCAGGUAUUUAAGCAUUUAUUCACAGGAAUUUUCAACGGAAAAAGCUCUUUGUUUACAUAUGGCGGCCGCUAGUUUCCUUACUGACUUGCCUCAUAGUUCGCAAUAUUUACGUGAAAUAAAUGCUACCUGCACGUUUUUUUUUUUUGCUUUUAACCAAGAAUCAAGACUGUUUUACGUCCAUAUCUAUAAAGAAUUCAGGGAUCUAAGCAUAAUUCACAAGAUUGUGAACGGAAAAAGCUCUUUGUUUACAUAUGGCAGCUGCUAAAUUCCUUACUGAGGAGCCUUAUUUAGUUCGCAAGUUUACGUAAAAUAAAUGCUACCAGCACUUUUUUUUUUUGCUUUAAAAAAAAUCGAGACUGUGUUACGUUCAUAUAGAUAUAUAAAGAAUUCAGGGAUUUAAGCAUUUAUUCACAAGAAUUUUCAACGGAAAAAGCUCUUUGUCUGUGUUUCCACUUGGUUAUUCUCCCUAAGAAUCGGCCCUGUGUCCCGUCAAUACAUAAUGAAGUCUAUGCUCUGGCCCUCAGUCUCCCUUUUUUAAGACACGCGUUAAAAAUCUCUGAGUGAUAUUCGAUAGCAGGCUCAACUUUGAAAAACAGAUUAGUUCUGUUGUAAGAGCAAGUUUUCUCCUGCUCCGUCUCCUGGCCAAAGUGAAGACUUUUCUUAGUCGCUACAACCUUGAAAAAGCACUUCACGCUUUUAUAAGCUCAAGGCUGGACUACUGCAAUGCACUUUAUGUUGGUCUUCCCAAGUCCUCUAUUUCUCAACUUGUUCACAAUGCUGCUGCACGAUUUUUAACCGGGACACCUAGACGUGAACAUAUUACCUCCAUGCUACCAUCGCUCCAUGGCUUCCAGUCCAUUUUAGGAUUGAUUUCAAACCUUUACCGUUUGAUUUGAAUUCUAUUUCAUUCAUUUUUCGGAAAUUUUAACCCUCCGUAACUCUGACUGGACUUUUCGUUAUACCGGCAAGCUUCUUUUGCAAGUUCCGAGGUCGAAACUUAAACAGUGAGGAGACCUUUUGCGGUUGCUGCCCCUAGGUCUGGAAUAGCCUUUUCCCUGAAAUCCGCACCAUUAUGAAUCCAGGCCUUUUUAAAUCUCGGUUAAAGACACACUUUCUUAGACUUGCCUUUUCCCCAGACUAGGGUAGCCUGGUUUUAUUUCUUAAGGGAUUUUAAUGUUUUCGUAUUUUAUCUGUUUUAUUGUUUGAUUUGCUGCUUUGACUUUAAUCGCAAUGCACUGUUUUUGUUUUGUUUUCUUUCUUUCUUAAUGUCAUUAUACAAUACUUUCCUGCCUUUUAUUUAUCAUGAACCAUGUUUGUCUUUGUUGUAAAGCAUUUUGAAGACCUUUUGGGUUUUUGUAAAGGGCUAUAUAAAUA